This is a messenger RNA of Penicillium atrosanguineum, 1233 nucleotides long. Its product is annotated as DUF3431 domain-containing protein. The transcript is spliced from 4 exons. Lineage: Eukaryota; Fungi; Ascomycota; Eurotiomycetes; Eurotiales; Aspergillaceae. Bases 1 to 1233 code for a protein of 410 amino acids. The record is from RefSeq and is a predicted model, not a curated record.
AUGUAUAGGGGAAGCCCGUCGAGAUCCUUCGGGAUCUCCCUGUUCCGGAAACCGGUUCAUAGUACCCGGAAGAUCCUCUUCCUGGUUAUGCUACCAUUCGCGUUUCUUGCCAUUUUGUAUCGCUCACAGAGCUAUGUGAUGGUUCCAGAGAGCUCACAAUGGCUGGCAAAGCCUGCAGAGCUUCAAGUCGAGCACAUGCAUGUCCAGGCCGAAGAAAUGCAGCCCGAAGAAACCUCCAUGGAGGAGGAUCUAGCAGAUACAGGAUCUCACAAAAUCCCUUUGGCCGCAUUGACGGGAAAUCCCCUGGAUGUGGGAGAAAUUGACGAAGCCGAUCUUGCAGCAGCAAAACAGGAAACAUCCGACACAUCCCCAUUCGACCAACUCAGCCCGUUGGACCUGGAGUUGCUUGCCCAAAGCUCAACAUAUGCCCCAUACGCCCAACAUGAGACCGCAGAAGACGUCACAAUCGUCGCCGCGCGACAAGGCGCCGACUCCACUGAUUGGAUUGAAGAAUUCUGCGAAGACUAUCCCUGCAACGCCUACAUCUACAGCCUAGAUGAUGAACCCAACCCCGAAUUCUUCGAACCCUACUCCCGCAAAGGCCAUGAAGCAAGCGCCUACCUCUCCUACAUAAUCGAUUACUACGACGAAUUAGCCCCCUACACAAUCUUCCUCCAUGGCCGCUCAGAACAAUGGCACAACGACAUCGCAGGCCCAGACACAAAGAACGUCCUGGCAAACCUCCGCUACGAAGCCGUGAGUCUAAAAGGCUAUGCCAACCUCCGCUGCUCAAACAGACCCGGCUGCCCCUCCACUCUUUACCAAAUGCAUCCCGUAACGCUGGAUUUCGACUAUGAGUACUUGAUUGCUCAGAUGCCUGAGAUUCUGUGGCAGCUUCUUGGACUCGACGCUAGUGAGGUCCCCGAGGAUAUUGGGCAUCAGUGCUGUGCGCAGUUUGUGCUUACUAGGGAGAGGAUUUGGGAAAGGCCUAAGAGUGAUUAUAUUCGAAUUUUGCAAUGGAUUGCAUAUACGGAUAUGACGGAUAAUUAUGGGAUUGGGUGGUUGAUUGAGAAGCUUUGGCAUUUUAUUUUUGGCAUGCCUGCUGUCUAUUGUGUUUCAGAGGAGCAGUGUCGUUGUGAUUUGUAUGGGUGGUGCGGUCCCAAUCCUUUAACUCAUAACAAGAUGUUGACGCCCGUUUCCUAUCCGAAGCCGAAGGACAUUGAUGAUUAUUAA